Molecule: messenger RNA, 10901 nt
Organism: Porites evermanni
Lineage: Eukaryota; Metazoa; Cnidaria; Anthozoa; Scleractinia; Poritidae
Source: the annotation of a GenBank genome assembly
UGUUUAACCACGCGUCUCCCUUUUCAAGUUUUUCAUAGGCAACUUCUUUCAACCAUUACGGAAGGUUAAGAAGGCAGCAUGUCUUUACGUCUAAUAUGCUGGUUAUUUUGGUGCCUCGCGGUCCAUUUCGUCUUCAUUUCAGAAUCUGAGGCCGCUCUUGGAGUUUCUGCAGACCCUUGUUCUCCCGAUCCUUGCUGGAACGGGGGUGUUUGCGCCGCGAACGGGUCUGCUUUCAUCUGCAACUGUCAACAUGGAUUUAGUGGCCAGAAAUGCCAACUGCGAAGUACAGAUUGCCCAGUAAACUCGUGUGUAAAUGGAAUCUGUAGACUGGAUAAAGCUGGAGCACCACAAUGCUUCUGUACGCCUGGAUUUACUGGGAAAUUAUGCGACAUCAAUCAAGAUGAGUGUGCUUCCAGUCCGUGCAAAAAUGGCGCUUUGUGUGUUGACGAAGUGAAUGGUUAUAAAUGCGUUUGUAAAGACGAUACCUAUGGCCAUCACUGUGAAAUUCAUCAAAGUGAAAUACAGCAGUGCAUAGCGCGAUGUGAUCAAGAACCUUGCUGGCGAAAUUACUCGUUCUCCGUGCCAGUUCUUUGGGGAUAUGAAGAGAGCAUUUGCAGUACGAAACAUUCGUGUUUCGGUGGCGAGAAUGACACGGAAGCCAACGUUUACGACACGUUUGUAGAGGUACAGUUAAUGCCUUUGCAGAUUCAAGUUGGAGACACACUUAAUUUUACGGCUGACGAAGAAAUCGUCGCUUAUGCUGGUGGAUUUGUGCCCCAUCAUGUGGUUGCUGCGGACGGCGCAAAAGCGUUCUUAGGCUGUAACGAGAGUAAUGGAAUUCCUCUCGUAAAUAAACCAACCAACAGCGUUGUAGUCGACCUAGACGUUCUCAAGCUGGGUAUCAACUAUUUUAUCGCUAAUAUUGACUCGACAUUUCGCUGUGACUUUGGUUUACGUUUAAAUGUGAGCGUUAAAGAGAACAAUUGCAAAGCUCCCUCUUCCAGCGAGAUUUGUUCCAGCAGAGGGCAAUGCACUACAAACUUUACAACCCCACAGUAUCGCUGUAAAUGCUGCGGCGGCUUUACAGGGGAAUUUUGUGAAAAAGUAGACUAUUGCUUCUCAAAACCGUGCAAAAAUAACGCUACUUGUCAAAAUAUGGAAGGUUCAGCUGAUGGUACUACUCAUGUAUGCAUUUGUCUACCAGGCUAUGAGGGAAGGGAUUGCUCCAGGGUAACUGAUAUGUGCGUGUCUGUCCCAUGUAUGAAUGGAGGGAGAUGUGUACCCAUGGUGAAUAACUUUACGUGCCACUGUCCAAGAGGUUUCACGGGAAGAAACUGUGAAGUAAAUAUCAAUGAAUGUGCGUCUUUGCCCUGCAUGAAUGGAGGUACUUGUCUUGAUGGCAUUGGAGAGUUUUCUUGUUCUUGUCCCAUGGGGUUUACAGGUAUCAAAGUCACUUUUUAAUAAGUAACCAUGUGGUUAAUAUUUUUCAUUAUUAAUUGAAACUUCUAUGAGUUUAAAUUUUUUUUGGCAUUAUUGCUUUAUGAUAUAUUAUUAUUAUGAAAUCAAAUUCAUAAAUUUUACUUCUCCUUCAAAAACAUUAAUGUGUAAAUAUUAAAGUGAUAUUCUUAUUACAGAUGUGCAUGUGGUUUUCUUUAGUGAAAAAUACCUGCAACAUCACACCAUUGGAAAACUGACAAGUAAACUUUAAAAGGCACAAAAUAUUUCCAAGGAACAUGUGUCUCACAGAAUUUUUUCAAAUUAUCUCAGGAAAUAGGUAUAGGGUCACGUUACUGGAACUCUGAAAGGCAAUAGAAAACAGAUCAAGUUAGUUAGGGUUCCAGUUAUCAGGGUCAAUUUAAAAUUCAAUUUGCCAUAUUAAGAAUUGAUAGUUACUGAUUUUUCAGCACUUCAGUGUCUGGUGCAGUGCAAAUUUAACUUAAUUCAUCAGAAACAGUAACAUGAUCAUGAUAAAACUUAAUCUGUUCAUUUCACCAAUAUUAAAAUCAAAUUGCUUUAGUGUUGAACAGUGUUAGUUUUAGUGUUUUAACGUUUAUACAACAAGAAGAGCUAAUGGGAUGGCGUCCAAGUGGGGUUGAAAGUAGAACCACGAUUCGAGUUGUCGGGGUAAAUUUCAGUGACUUUUUGAUCAAGGGAAAAGAUAUUUAGUUUGAGUAAGCUGGGAAUUCAAGUUAUUCAAGUUUGAGUUAAUUGAGUAAUAAUGACUGAAAAGUGGGGUGAAAUCUAAGGGAAAUUGGACUUAGUUCAAGGUAGCGGGGAUUUUGAGGUUAUCGGGGUUGUACUGUAUUCAUAAAUCAUCGUCAGGGCCGGGUCUAGACUUGCCCAAUAACCCCUGGCACCUUAGUUACUUUGCUCUUAGGUGAUCAGUAGCAAAUGAUAUCUUUUUCAUAGAAAUCCUGUGUUUGACAACCUGGAUUUCACAGGUUCUGAGCAUUGGACUCCCUUCAAUUUUUCUUAGAGCACAGCCUUAACUGCUUUUUUUCCCCCUCAGGUUCUCAUUGUGAGGUCGACAUAGACGAGUGUUCCAGCUCACCUUGUGUUCAUGGCACAUGCAUUGAUCAAGUAAAUAGUUUUAAGUGCCAAUGUUCACCAGGUUAUUAUGGUAUUAAAUGUGAUUACAAUCUGGAUGAAUGCCUGUCAAGUAAAGGCAGUAACCCUUGCCACAAUGGAGGCCGAUGUAUUGACGGAGUCAACAGUUACCAGUGUGAUUGUGGACCAGGUUUUAAGGGCACCCACUGUGAGAUAGAUGUUGACCUCUGCAAGGAACCCAACAUGUGUGUCAAUUCAGUGUCAUGCACUGAUAAGGGUCAAAGUGUUGAGUGUGUAUGUCAAGCUGGAUUUACAGGUUACAACUGUGCCGUCAACAUCAAUGACUGUCUUUCACAGCCAUGCAUGAACGGUGGUACUUGUAGGGAUAAGGUGAAUGAUUUUGAAUGUAUUUGCCAGGAAGGAUUUGGAGGAAAAACUUGUGAAGGUCAGUAAAAUUCACCCCAUUUUUUUAUUCUAUUUUUUAUUUUUUUUAUUUCAUUUUUAAUGAAACAAAGGCAAGAGUAAGAACAUAGAUUUUACCAACAACGUAUUACAUUAUAAUUAUAUAAGGCCAACUCUCACUUAACAGAAAUCUUAAUAAGAUGCGCCCCUCCCAUAGAGAUGACACUUGCUGGUGACUGCCAUUCACUAGUCAGUCAUUUUUUUGUUACUCUCUACAAAGCAGAAAUCUCUCUAUGACAAACAAUAUUAUUAGCACUAGUCUCCUCUCGGUCCAUUAUGAAGAGAGUUGAUUUUGAAGCUGUUAAAGUCCAGGGCUGUCAUUAAUGGUAAAUUAUGUGAUUAAUGGGGUAACAUUUGAGUUCAAGUAAUAAUGACAAUAAAAUAAAAUAGGAAACUUCAGGUCUUAAUGGCAUCUAAGAAUUAAUUCCUAGAUCACUAAAAAUUAGGCUUGCAUGAAAUUUUUUCCUCCAUCAUGCAAGGCUGAUGUCUGCCCUUUUCCAUCUGAUUUUUGGCACCUGAUGUUUGUUUGAUCGUAUUAAAUUUUUAGAGUUAAAUAAUUAACUAAUCUUAUUGAGGAGCAUUCCUUAUGAGAAAACAAAGGUUUUCACCUUCCAAACUUUAGUCAGUGAGUGCUUUAUGGAACACUAUUAUUGUAAAGAAACACCUCUUGUUUUUAUGUCAAAUGCAGAUAUGGCAGGUACCAUUCCUUCUGAAACAUUUCACCAACAGUUAAGCCUCAAGUUGAUGACUGAAGACUGCAAACUCCUGCUGGCACAGGUAAUACAUGUUUUAUGUAGGGAGAAAAAUUCACGAAUCUCUUCAAGAAAAUCGCUGUUUUAUUCCCUCUCAAAUCUGCCAUUAACUAAGUAAAGUGCCAAGGGUAUUAUAGUAAUGCAAGGUAUUGGCAAAAUUCCGGGAAAAAUGUAACAAGGCCCUAAGAAAUCAAUCCUUAGAGUACCACUUGAAAUAACAGAAGCGCGCUGUGCGAAGGAUUCUCCUGUGUCGUGUCUCAACCGAGACUAUACUGUAAAAAAAUCCUCUUUGCUCGAGCCGCCACUGACACAGCAUCGUAACAUAUUCAAAAAUCAUGUUUCUACAAAGACGUGAUAAAUACCCAAAACCAGUGUCAGAUCUGGAUAUAUCUAAAGAAUGCAUGCUGUGUACAACUAAACAUUGUACUCUGAGAUCACAUGAUAAACCUCAACAGCACUGUACGAAGAUGUUUAAAGCAAAAACCUCUAAGAUAACAGCAGCUAUGGAAACAAUCAUAAUUGCUUUUACGGGAUUUUGAGCAGACAUAUCUUAUAAAACUGACAAUUUUAUUCAACAGGAAUACGCACAUACUGAAUAAAUUGUCUGUUGCAUAAGUUUUUACAUAUUUUACAAACAAUUUUCUUCCCUGGUAGAGAGAGGCAAAAUUUACCGAAAGAAAUUAGGGGAAAAUUCUCCUUGUCCCCUGGUAGUUACAAUUAAACGAACCAAUCAGCUUAAUUUGCGUCUUUGUAAAAAUAUCAACCAAUCAGUGCUCGAGGGUCAGAUCCUGACCCUGUCGUCUGUAUGAAAGUGAGAUUCGAGGCCAAGGUAACCAGAGGGUUUUCUCUCUCUCCUCGAUGCUUAAUUUGCAUCUUUGUAAAAAUAUCAACCAAUCAGUGCUUGAGGAUCAGAUCCUGACCCUGUCGUCUGUAUGAAAGUGAGAUUCGAGGCCAAGGUAACCAGAGGGUUUUCUCUCUCUCCUCAAUGCUUUGCAGCUCACUCUCUCCUUCCUGAAGAAAAACUCCACGAAAAACCUCUGGGAUUAGGGUACUUUUUUUUAAUUCUUACAACGUAAAUAUUGUGCAUAUGUCAUUAAUUUUCUUGAGUAUAAAUUCACACUUUUGCAGAAACAUUCAUACGUGUAGUUCUUUUCCUUUAUAGAGAGUAAGUGACCCCUAGAAGUAAAAAUUAAGCCAUAGUAUUUUAUUAGAAAGGAUCACCUACAUGAAUUGCACAUUUAUGUCACAGUUCAGGUGUAAACUGAUGCAUCUCAAGUCAGUAAUAAUCCAGUCAGGGUUCCCUACUUGGAUUUAGCCCACUGAUUGAGGAAUACUUUUUUUUUUUAAAUUCAAAAUUGGAAUCAUCUCAAUGCUGUAUCCCAGCCUUUAUUUUAAGUUGACUGAAUUUCUCUGUGUUGUUUUACCAGGGAGCUGUUGCAGUUUCACGUAUAAGCCAAGGAGUGACCUCUAGCAUUGCCGAGGCUUGCAACUGUAGCUAUAGUGUUGCAAACAUUGUGGAUGGAUCUGUGUUACUUCAGUGUAGAGACAGUAUCAGUGCAGAAGUAAGCAUGAAAAUCAAACCUGUUAAGGGUCAUUCAGUGAAUCAGCUCAUCUGCCAGUUUCAUAACCUGCUUAUUCAACACAAGAAUGUCAUUGACUUAGGUAAGUUCCUUCCAAGGUGUGCCUUUUUAAUCAGUAGUUGGAAGCAAGAUAGAAAGAAUUGAACCCAUCGACAGUAGAUGGGUGUGGCAAUGGUGCCUUGUCAAACUGAGGGAGCCACUAGUAAUCCCAGAAGGUAACCAUGACAACCCUGUUAGCGGCAGGUCCCCAGGGUCUCUCAGUUGGGGUCUCUUUUUCUGGUGAUUUCUCUGAACUAAUGACAUCAAAGCUAGCUAGUUAUGAAAAAUAUUAUUAGCUGUGAGAUUUGAGCCAAUCAGAAACCGAGAAAUAUUUUGAAUAAAUGAUUAUAAAGAACAUUAUUAUUCGGCAAUCCUUAAAUGAUCUAAAAGAUACCUAGGGGUGUUUAAUAAAUAGGUGGCAUUUACUCUCAUAACUGUAACUCCACAAAAUAACUCAUAACUCCACAAAAUUAAUAGCUUUUCGGUGAAUAUAUCACCACAGUGUAUAAAAUAAUAGUAGACUAUCCAGUCCAUCCAUUGAUAUGUCUAUGCUGUUAAGAGAUCCAAAUUGUUUUUUAAAAGCUCAGUGUUGAUGUCUGAAUCCUUACUUAGAACUUGGCAUUGAACAAAAUACAAUGCACCAACUGUUCUUAAGCAAACACAAAACUGAAUAAAUUGAAUGAUUUUGCCCUGUCACUAUUUCUUAGUAUUUUGGAUAAACUGUCAUGUGGGGCAUCUAUUGGACAGGAGACGUUUAUUAGAGAGGGGCUUUUAUGGCAAAAUCUAAGAGUGUAUUGGUGGGGUGGGGGGUUGUUUAUUAGACAAGACUGAGGCUUUUUUUGAGAGAGGAUGUCUAUCAGAUCAAUUAUGGUAUUUUAAUUCAGUAGCUUCACAUGUCAUUUUUCUUGUUUUUCCUCACCAGGUUACAACACAUUCGCCGUUAGAGUGCUUAGUGACCUCUCUUCCUGUGGUCACUUAAAGCAACAAGAGAGUGUGGUAAAAAGCGAUGUAAAAGAAUCCGAUGGAGUGAGCAGUUCCAGAAACUUGGCUGUGACGGUUUCUUUAGUGUGUGCAGCCGUAGGCCUCAUAGCAGCAGCUGUUGUUGUGUGUUUGAAGUGUCGCAGAGCACGUCCUCCAGUUAAAAGACACUCAUCCAAGUAAGUGGUACUUUUUGGAUACUACAGCAUGGUCAUCAGAGCCAACAAAUAAGAACCCCAUUACCCCUCCGUAAUUUCUGAACCCUUUAAGCCUUAAGAGGUUAUCACUAUUGAUUUUCUUCCUUGUUAUAUCUGUGCUGUGUAAAACAGAGUGGUCACGGUUAUUAAGGAUAAAAUCACAGCAACGAAUCAACUUGAUACUUACAGCUGUUUCAGAUAACACAUGACUUGUAUUGUCAAAAAAGUUUCAGGAUUUUGGCUUUUUCCUCUAUGUCAAUCAAACUGUUACCAUAGCAUCCGAUCCUUGGGUGUCAAAUAAAGGCGGCAGUAAUGAGCAGAAGCUGCAAAAUUAAAUGUUUGCGGGAAUUUGUUUUCACUCUCUCAUAUCUGUGUUUCUUAUGGAUUUGGAAGCUAGGAACUACUUCACCUUGGGAAUCUAAACUUGCCAUGUUUCAGUAAGAAGGGAAAAAAACUUAGAAGCUAAAACGUGAAAACUUAACAUCACACAAAAGAACAUCAUAGCACAAAUCCUCCCGACACACUACACAAAAUGGAUCGACAUCCACAAAUCGCAAACCAUGUCUGUUUCCUAAGAGAUCCGUGAGAAAGCACCGCGCCUUCAGAUUUUGAUUGAUUUCGCAGAAAAACCUUAAGUCCAAAGACGUUUUUGAUAUCACAGGUUGCGUGUUUUCCGAAACAGCUGUAAACAAUAUUUUCCUACUACCUCUGAGUAGAGGAAAUGUAACUAGACUCAUGAAAAUAAAUAUAUUUAUGUUAGGGUUUAUAGGGAUAUGCCCAUUUUCUGUGCUAUUUUUUUUUUUUUUUUUUUUUUUUGUUUUUCUCUUCAUUUUCUUUUUUUUGGUUUUUUUGGUUUUUUUUUUUGUUUUAAGGCAAAAGCCGUUUUUGAUAUGACGGGUUGUGUGUGUUCCGGAACGGCUGUAAACUAUAUUUUCCUACUAACUCUGUGUUGAGGAAAUGUAACUUGUCUCAUGAAAAUAAAUAUAUUUAUUUUAUGUUUUUUAGGGAUAUGCCCAUUUUCUGUGCUAUUUUUUUUUUUUUUUUUUUUUAUGAGCUUACCAUUCAAUUUCUUUGAUGUGGAUUACUUAGUGCUGGUUUUUUCUGUGCUAUUUUUUUUUUUUUUUUUUUUUUUUGGGCUUUACCUUUCAUUUUUUUUUUUGGGGUUUUUUUGUUUUUGUUUUUUCCCUUUUUUGGAAUGGUUUUUUUUUUUUCCUAAAAAUGUUUAGGGCACCCCAAACUUUUUUUUUUUUUUCUUUUCUUUUUGAAAAACACGUUAUAUAACUUUUUUUUUUGUUUUUUUUUUUUUUUUUUUUUUUUAUGAGCUUACCAUUCAAUUUCUUUGAUGUGUAUUACUUAGUGCUGGUUUUUGCCCUUUCUGGAAAUGAUGUUUGUUUCUCCUGAAAAUGUGUCAGGCACACCAGACCAUUCUUUUUUGUUCAGUUCCUUUAGCAAAACACGUUAUAUCAACUUUUUUCUUAGUAUUUUGAUUUCUGCCGUUCCUGUGUAUAAUCUUUGUGUAUGCUGCAAAUGCACCAGGCACAAUAAUUAAGACCAUCAUUUUUUGUUGAGGCUGUUGACGAGGCUCGAAGAGCGAAAUAUAUUUCGUAGCCUGCGAGCAAGCUCUCCUAUUUGGGCGAGUGAAGCGAGCCUCGCGAGAAUGGGCGAGCGAGCGGUGAAGCCGCGAGGGGCACCUCGCUCGCGCUUUCUCGCGAGGCUUACUUCACUUGCCCAAAUAGGAGAGCUUGCUCGCAGGCUAUAUAUUUCGAGGAUUUUAAAACUUCUAGAACAUUUUUAUUUUUACAUUUUACACUUCGUAUACGUUCUUCGAAUGUGGUAAAGACGUGAUGUCUUAUUUUGCAAGUAGUUCAAGUCAUUUUUCUUUCAAUCCCUUCAACAAAAAUCGUAAUAGCCUUCUCUAUUCAAUAGAGCCACAAUCAUUAAAAACAAGUUGAAUUACACACUUUUUACUUAGGUAUCCUACUGACAAGAGGUCAUCGCAUUAGGAAUAAUCUAUGACUUCAUUUAAAGUCUGCUAGUUACAUUUAAACAACUAACACUGGAAACAUUUUUACUUAACAGGGGAGAAAACCAGAUGAUAGAAGAUUUGAGUGCUGACUUGCUGUCCGCUGUUGCUCCAACACCGAAGUCAAUGUAUCGCACAAGCGGUGGUUAUCACAAUGUGGCUUUUUCAGGAAGAUUUAACCCUGAAAAUCCUGUCAAGUCUCGAAAAGUGUAAUGUUUACUUUUUUAUUGUACAUAGUUUUAUCCUAGGGAAAACAAACCUAUGGUGAGAAAAGUGCUUUAUUUUCCAGAGAAAGGUUUUAGUACAGACAACAUUAUACAGGUCACUGGUUUAUUGAUAUAUUUUAGAUGCUGUUAAAAGGAGACACUUUUGAUCCUGUUUACUUUUGCAUAGGUUCAUGAUGAAACUAACGGCUUUGAUCUGUGCAAUGCAACCUAGGCUUUUAAGAAUUCGUCAAUUUGCAAGUGCCUUUUGAGUACUGUGUUAUUUUAACAAUUGGUGUGUGUCUAAAAUAGAAAUGUAAUAGAUUCUGUUAGGUUGACAUGGUGUAGAAAGGAAGUAAGAUUGAGAGAUGAAAGUUGUCCGGUUCUUCAUUCAAGUGAGUACAGGCUCAUUGAAUUCUAGCAACUCACAGUAACCUAGGAAGAGAAAGUGCAUACUAGUCAAUUUUUUAAUAUCAAUUUUCUGUUCAUAGAAUCAGCUGAAAAGUCACAUGUUAUCAGAGUUGCGUGUUUACUAGGUUAUAAAUAAUGUAACUUUAUAAGCAAUUAUUGGAUGAGGUUUUUGUGAUAUCCGGAAUAAUCAAGGUCGCGGUAAGUGUUAUCAGCCGAAGCUGAAGGCUGAGGCUGAUAACACUAACCGAGACCUUGAUUAUUCCGGAUAUCACAAAAACCGAAUCGAAUAAUUGUUUUAUUAUACAUUGUUUUGAAGAAAAUAACGACAAACGCAUUAUCGCAGCGAUCACAGUUUAUUUUCAAACACUUAAAAAUGUACAACUGAGUGAUAAACAAAUUUUCACCGUAGGUAGCACUUGACAUUACUCUUGGAAAUCAUGCAUUGCGCGCGCAACCUACAGAUUAUUCACUAAUAAUCUAAUCUGUAGGUACAGAUUAGUGAAUAAUCUGUAGGUUGCGCUGUUUCCCAGAAUUAACUGUAGGCUUUUAGCCAAUGAGAAGACAGAUGGUGACUACAAUGUAUAAUAAUAGUAAUUAUUAUAAGCCUGUCAUAAAUACGUAGAAGGUUUUCUUAGUUAAGUUUAGCUGGGAACAUUGCUCAGUAAACUUUAUGUUUGGCCAUGGGGGCGGUCUUAGGCUAUUUCCACGGAUAUUUUUUAAACCGCAUAUGCUUUUUACAUGAAUCGGCCUUCCCUCCACACGAAACCAGUGAAUCCGAAUCAAAAGUAAGUCAGGAUUCGAGUGGACAUGGCCCUAAUUACAUGCAACUUGACUCAUGUCAUGGUUGUAGAUAAAAUAAGGUGGUUAAUCAUCAUUGAAUGAAUCAAUUUAUAUUUUAGGCUGUUACAGUCUUUGCUUUGUUCGCUUAAUUUCAAAGGACUGCAAUGUCAAGAUUAAACUGCUAAAUAUUGUUUUUCAUAAUGUAAAGUGCAACAAUGUUUUCAGUUCAAGGCAGUCAAACUGAAAUUGCAAACAAUUUGACGCAUUCUGAUGUUUUGAGUUAGGUCGUGUGGCUGGGAACAAAAACUUACAUGGUCCCUAACGGCCUGGCUAUGUCCCUUAAUUAUAUUUGUGUCCGGUUUUGGAUAAAGUAUGAAAAGUUAUGUUGUAGAUAUUUGAUUCGACAUAUGAUCUACGAAUUUUCAUUGGCUGUUAAGUCUCGCGCCACUUUCUCCACCAAUAAGAACGUAUUUUCUUGCGUUGGAAACAUUUGGUAUGUGUGAUUGGUUCAUGGUAUUGUCUACGCCUUUUGUGGUUGGUUGAUUUAGGUCGGUUGUUAUCAAAACAAAAGUACAGACUUUGACCAAUCACAGCAAACACAAAAAACGAUAAACCAAUCAGAAUGCGAAGCACUGAAGUACAAGCUGCAGACGUUUAACGCGGGAAAAGAAUCGUAUCGGGGAUGUAGGUCGUCCGCGACGCAGGUUUAGGAUAUAACACAGAAGUGACAAGGUGUUCUUGACUUCCAAAGUUUCUUUUUUUGUGAAUCGCACGGUAACUCAGGCUAGGAAGGUGGUCAUGUACGGGAAAAGUUAAAAAACCUCCCUUUUUCGCUUCUCUCUUUCCCCCCAAAACGCCUGAUACUCGGGCUGCCACCUUCCGUAAGCGCUAAGGGACCACUUUGUCGUGCACCAAGUGUGGUCGCUUAC